UUUUGUCCUGGUUUUGCUAGCAUUUGAAUGAGAGAGAGCGAGAGAGAGAUCGAGAGAUAGAGAGAGAAGCCUUCUUUAAUAGCAGAGCUAUUAGUGAUAGCUUUGAAGGUGAUACUUGCCUGUAUGAGAAUUCUACUCAACGGAGGUGGCAGCAGAGCUAUUAGUGAUAGCUUUGAAGGUGAGACUUGCCUGUAUGAGAAUUCUACUCAACGGAGGUGGCAGCAGAGCUAUAAUUCUUCCUCACCUGCAGAGGCCGCCGGUUAUCGUGAAGCAGCAGCGUGCCGUGACGACUACUGUGGAGCUGCGACCACAACGAAGCCACCACCUUCAUGACUGGUAUUGUGGCAAUGGAUACAGUGGUAAUAGCAGCCAUGGACAAGGGAAGGAGGAGGAGCAGAGAGUGGUGGUGAUCAUGGGUGCCACCGGCACCGGGAAGUCGAAGCUGUCCGUGGAUUUGUCCGUCAUGUUCUCCGGAGAGGUCGUCAACUCCGAUAAGAUUCAGGUGUACCGAGGCCUCGACAUCACCACCAACAAGAUCCCCGUCGUGGAGAGGCGCGGCGUGCCGCACCAUUUGCUCGGGGAGCUCGACCCCGCGGCUGGGGAGCUCCCGCCGGUGGGGUUCCGGGCCUUGGCGGAACGCGCCAUUGGCGACAUCUCCGCCCGCGGCCGGGUCCCCGUCUUGGCCGGCGGGUCCAACUCCUUCAUUCACGCUCUGCUCUCGGACCGGUACGACCCCCGUCGCGACCCGUUCGGCCCGGCCGGGGCGCGGUGGCGGAGGGUGACAGAGGUGGAGGGGCUGCGAUACCGGUGCUGCCUGCUGUGGGUGCACGUGGAGGCGGCGGUGCUCGCGGAGCACCUCGACCGGCGGGUGGACGAGAUGGUGGGGGAGGGGAUGGUAGAGGAACUGAAGCGGUACUUCGCCGCGGAGGGGAAGGCGGAGCGGCACCCGGGGCUAGGGAAGGCGAUCGGGGUGCCGGAGUUUCGGGGGUACUUCACGGGUCGGGGCGGGCGGACGGCGGCUGCGUACGAAGCAGCGGUGGCGGCCAUCAAGUCGAACACGCGUCGGCUGGCGGAGGAGCAGGUGAGGAAGAUCGAGCGGCUGGCGGCGCUGGGGUGGCCGCUGCGGCUGGUGAACGCGACGAACACCGUGGCGGCGCGGCUCGCUGGGGAGGGGCCCGCCGCCGCCACGACGGCGCCGUGGCGGAGGGACGUGGCGGGGCCCAGCGCGGCGGCGGUGGAGCGGUUCCUCGAGAACAACGACUGGGACCACCGCCGCAGCCGCAGCCGCCACCGCCUCACCCGCACCCGCACGCGCGCAGUACUUCCGCCAAUUAAAGUUUGUUGAGCUUUGUUUCCUU
Molecule: messenger RNA, 1358 nt
Organism: Musa acuminata subsp. malaccensis (wild Malaysian banana)
Lineage: Eukaryota; Viridiplantae; Streptophyta; Magnoliopsida; Zingiberales; Musaceae
Product: adenylate isopentenyltransferase-like
Biological process (GO): tRNA modification
Cellular component (GO): mitochondrion
Molecular function (GO): tRNA dimethylallyltransferase activity
Source: RefSeq, a predicted model, not a curated record